This is a messenger RNA of Melospiza melodia melodia, 2219 nucleotides long. RefSeq names its product drebrin like (gene DBNL). Lineage: Eukaryota; Metazoa; Chordata; Aves; Passeriformes; Passerellidae. The transcript is spliced from 14 exons. Bases 13 to 1398 code for a protein of 461 amino acids. Gene Ontology annotation, molecular function: actin filament binding. Gene Ontology annotation, cellular component: cortical actin cytoskeleton; site of polarized growth; postsynaptic membrane. Gene Ontology annotation, biological process: positive regulation of dendritic spine morphogenesis; postsynaptic actin cytoskeleton organization; positive regulation of axon extension. The record is from RefSeq and is a predicted model, not a curated record.
GCGGGCGCGGCCAUGGCGCUGAACCUGGCCAAGAACGGGCGGGCGCUGCAGGAGGCCUACGGGAGCGUGGUGGCCGCGGGCAGCCGAACCGACUGGGCUCUGUUCACCUAUGAAGGCAACAGCAAUGACCUGCGAGUGGCCGGCUCCGGAGAGGGGGGCCUGGAGGAGAUGGUGGAGGAGCUCAACAGCGGGAAGGUGAUGUACGGCUUCUGCCGCGUCCGGGACCCCAACUCGGGGCUGCCCAAAUACGUCCUGGUCAACUGGACAGGUGAAGGUGUCAAUGACGUGAGGAAAGGAGCCUGCGCCAACCACGUCAGCACUGUGGCCAACUUCCUCAAGGGCGCUCACGUCACCAUCAACGCCCGGGCCGAGGAGGACGUGGAGCCCGAGCUGAUCAUGGAGAAGGUGGCCAAGGCCUCGGGGGCCAACUACAGCUUCCACAAGGAGAGCAGCAAGUUCCAGGACUCGGGGCCCCAGGCGCCCGUGGGCUCUGUGUACCAGAAGACAAACGCCAUGUCUGAGAUCAAGAGGGUCAAUAAGGACAAUUUCUGGGCCAAAGCAGAGAAGGACGAGCAGGAGCGGCGGGAGCAGGAGCGGCGGCGCGCGGAGCAGGAGCGGCAGCGCCUGGAGCAGGAGCGGCGCCAGCGGGAGCUGCGGGAGGCGGCGGGGCGGGAGCGGCUCUGCCAGGCCCGCGACAGCGAGAUCGACGCGCACAAGAGACUGCAGCAGCAGCAGGAGGCCGAGAGCAGGGACAGGGAGCAGCAGCAGUGGAAGGAGCACGCCGAGGAGGAUGAGGCUCGCCGGGGCGUCAGGAGGAGCCAGUCGGUGGAGAAAGCCCAGGAGGCAGCCACGCUGAUCGCGCAGAGAGCCGUCAACCCCCGAGACAUCUUCAAACAAAAGGAGAGAGCGGGGCCGGGGGACACGGGGCUGCCAGCACAGCCAGGCAAGCUGCGCAGCCCAUUCCUGCAGAAGGAGCUGGACCCCGGCCCAGCCUCCCCCAGCAGGGACGUCUGGGGGUCCCCCCCGGCCUCCCCAGGCCCUGCAGCAGGACGGGACUCUGGCUACAGCUCCGGCGUGCCGGGCUCCCACGGCGACGAGAACCUGUACGAGGAGCCCCCCGAGCCCGCGGCCAUCUACGAGGAGCCCCCCCAGGAGCAAGCUGCCGAUGCCAAGUACGACUACAGGGAGGAGUACCAGGAGCCCCCAGACCUGGCGGGGAAGGGGCUCUGUGCCCGGGCCCUCUAUGACUACCAGGCUGCUGACGACACCGAGAUCUCCUUCGACCCCGAGAACAUCAUCACCAACAUCGAGAUGAUCGACGAGGGCUGGUGGCGCGGCUUCGGCCCCGACGGCCACUUUGGGAUGUUCCCCGCCAACUACGUGGAGCUGAUCGAGUAGGGGGUGCUGGGGGGCCCAGACCCUCGGGGCUGCUCCAGAGACCCCGAGCCCACCCAGCUCCAGCUGGGCUCUUCCAGCGACACGUGGCUUUAUUUCUGUAUUUCUUUAUUAUUUCUUUAUUUCUCUCUCUCUCAGUGAAGUGCCAUUCCCCAGUCCCUCGGCAGUAGAGCUGCUCCCCGUCCCUCAGGGUGGGAAUGAAGGGUCCCAUCCCACCCUGAGCCCUCCUCCCUGGCUCUGGGGUGUGACAAAUCCCUCGCAGGAAUUUUCAGGGAACAGAUUCAAGAAUUACCUCCCCCCUGUGCUCCCUCCGUGCCUCCCUCCCCGUGGCCUUGGGCCUGCCACAGCCACACUGGACGUCCCCAAGCUCAUUUCAUUGGAGAAGCUCAUCAGAGCCAUUUUGGGGUGCUGCAGGGUCUGACACGAGCAGGAGAGAAUCCUGGCCCUGCAGCGCCCUGAGCUCACACGUGUGCUCACCCUGUGUUCUCCUCCCUGCUCUCCCGCAUUCGCUCACCCCAGACCUGCUCUGGGGUUUGAACUGAGAGUGAAAUCCUCCCCUGCAGCCUGGCCAGGCGUGUGGGACCCCUCCCCACCCCAAACUCACUGUGAACAAGGAAAAGCCCAGCCCAGCCCUCCCUUUGGAGUUCCCCUUCUGCUGUCGCUUUAGGAACAAAAGGAGAGAAAGGCUUGGGGGGUCCCAGCUCAGCCCCCCCCUCUGCAGGGGCUGGGGGCCGUGGGGGCUUCUCCGAGUCCUGCCCGAGCUCCUUCUCCUCCCUGUGCCCCGGGCCCUCCCCAGCAUCAAUAAAAGGGCUUUUCUUUGGUGA